Messenger RNA from Gadus macrocephalus (Pacific cod), 3426 nucleotides. RefSeq names its product D site albumin promoter binding protein b (gene dbpb). Bases 662 to 1900 code for a protein of 412 amino acids. Gene Ontology annotation, molecular function: RNA polymerase II cis-regulatory region sequence-specific DNA binding; DNA-binding transcription factor activity, RNA polymerase II-specific. Lineage: Eukaryota; Metazoa; Chordata; Actinopteri; Gadiformes; Gadidae. The transcript has 5 exons. Gene Ontology annotation, biological process: regulation of transcription by RNA polymerase II. The record is from RefSeq and is a predicted model, not a curated record. Gene Ontology annotation, cellular component: nucleus.
ACGUGAACUGCCCGUGUUCGUUCCAGCUGAGAGGACAGCCGUCGCGCGGCCCAAACUCAAGACCGUGCCCGUGACUAUAUGUGUGUGUCGGAUGCAAAAAAGUACAGAGAAACAGGAAGGACCCCCCUCCUCCUCCUACUCCUCCACCCGACACACUGGAGAGCGCGACAGGAUAGAAGGUAAAGAGUAAUACAACUUGUCAUCUGACCAAUAGGACCGGAGAAGCACGGCUCUCUCCGCUGCGUUUUCUCUUUACGCGUUGUUUUCAUUUGGUGUUUUGGACACGGACGUUGUUUUCUUUGCUAUGUAUUUUUUUUUCGGUGUCGUAUCCAACAGUCGACAUUUAACCGGUGAUAUUUUCUUAAACUUUUAGAAUUGUCGCUCAGCCUACGGAUUACGAUUUGGGCUGUAGGUUUUUAUGGACUCGUUGUAGGACAAUUCAGACUUAUUUUCUCAAACACUGAUCCACUGAAAAGGAAGGCUUAUCUGCAGAGAGGAAGAUAUUGCAUCCGAACUUUAUGGAAAAGGCUGCUCGCAUGAAAAUGAUUCUUCAUGGGAUUGAGCAAACAUAAAAGCCCAUAAGGAAAAAGGUGUUCCAGAGCGCUUUUCUUGAUCUCCUUUCCCGACCAAGUUUUCGUUGCACGGCUCCAUCUGGUCAAGGAUGUCCAGGCAGCUCUCUCAGCUCCUGACCCCCGACCUCCCGGCCGGCGCCAACACGCAGUUCAGCGGCUGCCCUCCGCCUGGAGCCUCACUCUCCGGGGGCCACCAGAGCUCCAUGGCCGGGCUGAAAUCCCUCCUGCAGCACCCAAUGAAGGGGGACCAGCGUGUGAAAACGACGCCUGAAGUGAAAGCCGACAAAGACCGACCCUCAGAGCAGGAGGAGGACUCCCAGGGAACCUGUGCCAUGAGGAACAGCACCGCAAUCAGCAGCUCCAACAGCAGCGGAGGCGGCGCUGCCAACAGCGGAGGAGUUGGAGGUGGAGGCGGUUCUGGAGGUGGAGGAGGUGCUGGAGGCGGAGGAGGAGGUGGUGGAGGUGGUGGAGGUGCAGCCGGAGGAGGCUUCAACCAGAUCCUGGGGUCUCUGCUGUGGGACCGCAGCCUGCCAGCUGACGGGGGUCUGUUCCAGCUGCAGUACAUGGACUUAGAGGAGUUCCUCACCGACAACGGCAUGGGCAACAUUCCCAACAGCAACAACAACAACAACAGCUCCAGCACGGCCCAGGUCCCCUCGCAGACCUCGCCGUCGGCCGUGCCCAACCAGAGCUCCCAGUGCCCGCCCUCCUCGCCGCCCCCCUGCUCCUCGGCCUCCUCCACGUCCUCGUCCCCCUCGCUCAUCGGCCUGGAGGUGGCGCAGCCGCAAGGCAUGCUGGGAGGAUCAGAGUGUCUGCACGGAAGCCAAACGAGCAUGAACGACUCCUGCGAGUCCCCCUGCUCGUCGUCGUCGUCCUCCUGCCCCCCACUGCUCACACCCACUGGCACCGGGCCGGAGGGGAUGGGCAUGUUCGACAUGGACCCCUCAGACAUGGCGCUGUCCAGCAUUCCCGGCCAGGACAACUUCGACCCCAGGAGACACCGCUUCAGUGAAGAUGAGCUCAAACCGCAGCCCAUGAUCAAGAAGGCCCGCAAGAUGCUGGUGCCAGAGGACCUGAAGGUGAGCCUCCAGCUCUCUUAUGUUCCAUCUCAGGACGAGAAGUACUGGUCCCGGCGCUGUAAAAACAACGAGGCGGCCAAGCGCUCCCGCGACGCCCGCAGGCUGAAGGAGAACCAGAUCUCGGUGCGCGCCGCCUACCUGGAGCGCGAGAACGCCGCGCUGCGACAGGAAGUGGCCGAGAUGAGGAAAGAACUUGGCCGCUGCCGCAACAUCCUUAGCAAAUACGAGAACCACCUGGCCGACCCGUGAUGGUGGAGGCUGGAGGAGGGCCAGGGGUCCGAGAGAGAGAGAGAUGGAGGGGCAGGAGAAGAGGAGGAGGAGGAGGAGGAGGACGGAGGAGAGGAUUAACACGGACGGAUUUUGAAGACUCUCACUUUUUAGGCUUGCAAUACGGACAGAACGGAGGGAAGGAGACGCCGAUAAUGAUGUCCGUCGUGACGUUGAUGAUGAUGAUGACGACGAUGAUGAUGAAUGUAUGUUCAAGGAGAUGGUUUAUAUAUUGAAGCUCAGGUGUCUCGGAAAGAUGUAACUAUUGUGGGUUUUUGUUAAUGGAGAAUUGUAUAUUUUUAUAAUACUGGAGUAAACACAAUUUAGAGGGAGAGCAAAUUUGGAGAAUAUUUUUUGUAUAUUUUCUACAUGACUUGGAUAUAAGAGACAUGGAACACACUCAGAGGUAUCUGUAGGCUGGAUGAGUCAGGAGGCGGGGCUUAACACAUGGUCGACCAAUAGCCAGGUAUUAUUAGAUUCAAUGGAAGUGGUGGCGCGGUCAGUGUUGGUAUCUUCAGUUGUAAAAUAGAACAUGAUCUUUAAAGAUGUAUGGUUAAACCUUUUAUGUGGAUAUUACUCAUGCACCUACCUUUUUAUUAAUUGAUGGUUAUUAUGUCAUGGGGAGAGACUCAACCAAAUGUGGAUGUCACUAUGUACACAUUCUGCUCCUAAGUAUUCAUAGCUCACUGUUCUCUAGAACCUUCCAGAUACCAACCAAUACCGAUGGCGUAUUUUAUAAUAGACAGGGUGUGUUGUAUAUUGUACAACUUAUUUGUCCCUGUUUCAAUGUAUUAGUCCUGCUACCACCAUAGAUUGUAUUUUUAGGAUUGCUACAUGGGUGCCCCACCAAUGUUGUCACUCUGGAUCUUUGCAUGGCUUUCUCUAUGAAAAAGAGAUGCAAAGAUGUGUGUAGGAAAUCAUCUAACCUGAUUACUAAACCCCAAGCUCCUUCAGGAUGUCUUACACAGGCGCCCAUGUCGUCAGUCUCUCUCGGUCUCCUCAGCCAAACCCCUUCAUUUCCACUAAGCUUUCCACACGUGCAGAACGCUAAGCCCUCCUGCCCACCUACCUUUUUUCCCUGUGCCUCAUUCGCAGAUACUGCAUAACAUAGAUCUAGUGUUGUAACAUAUUCUCAAACAGUCCAUCAAUCUCCCAUAGAAGCGCACAUCGAUUUACUGUAGUGUCUAAUGAAAAAGUAUUUCUAUAUAUAUUUUUGGCUUCAAGAUUAAAUGGUGUCUUUAUUGAGCGGGGGAGGGGGGGGGUAUUUGAUAAUGAUGUUGAUGGGGGUCUAUGAGAAGUGUGAAUGUGGUGAGAGAUGAGUACAUGAAUAGAAAUGUAAUUUAAUUCCAGAAAAUGGGGUAUCUUUUCUAAAUCCUAUCGAUUGGAAUGGUGUUAAUUUCUCAGAUUUCUGGGAUGAACGUAAGCCAAAAUUUCCUAUGUUGAUAUACAGCGCUUUGUUAAUACUUCUCUUGCUUUUCCUCUUCAGUAAUACAUCCCUUUGCUGUUGA